AUGGUUGCCUACACUGGUACCGAUGGAUUAUUCAGUCAAAUUGUAUUACAUCUUUCAGGGGAAUAUUUUAUUUUACGAACAGCUUAUGACUGUGAAUGGUACCAUUUACCAACCAAAAAAGUAAAAUCUCUUCUUCUACUCAUACAAAUGGGACAAAAGCCAGUAGAAAUAACAGCAGGGAAAUUUUGUGUUCUUAAUUUAAUACUCUUUGGAAGUAUUAUGAAAACAUCAAUGGGAUACUUGUCCUUUUUAAUAACUAUGAAACAAAAAAGUUAA
Messenger RNA from Leptopilina heterotoma, 276 nucleotides. RefSeq lists its product as uncharacterized. Gene Ontology annotation, biological process: detection of chemical stimulus involved in sensory perception of smell; sensory perception of smell. The record is from RefSeq and is a predicted model, not a curated record. Lineage: Eukaryota; Metazoa; Arthropoda; Insecta; Hymenoptera; Figitidae. The coding region runs from base 1 to 276 and encodes 91 amino acids. Gene Ontology annotation, cellular component: plasma membrane. The transcript is spliced from 3 exons. Gene Ontology annotation, molecular function: odorant binding; olfactory receptor activity.